CUGAUAAUAAAAAUAAUGGAUCCAAAAAGAAGAAUAAAGAAAGAAGAAGUCAUCAGAACUUCAAAGGAAGCAGAAAUGUUCAAUGAUGCUCUUGUCGCUAAAGCAAAAGUCCUUGGAUUUAUCACUGGUGGUAUGGUAGCAGGAACCCUAGGUCUUGAAGGAGUACAAGGGUUUAUUUUCUACUUCAUCACUCAUAUUAUCUGUUCUGCAUGUAUCUGAUUCUCUUUGAAUUUUACUGCAAUGCCAUUUUUUAAAGACUUGAGUGCUAUUAUGACUGGGAAUAUUUUCACGAACCUGUUGUCGUACUUAUUAUUCUGGGUCAUGUUCUAUAAUCUUAUAUACGUGUUAUAAUGACAAUAAUUAAGAGAAAACACAUGUUUCAAUAC
Molecule: messenger RNA, 386 nt
Organism: Moneuplotes crassus
Lineage: Eukaryota; Ciliophora; Spirotrichea; Euplotida; Euplotidae
Source: the annotation of a GenBank genome assembly